UUAGUGGAGUUCGAGUGGUGAGUGCGAGAUUGCCUCUUUCAGGGAGGAAAGAUAAUAAAAACAGUGCGAAAAAGUGUAUGAUAAGGGUGAAAGUGGUGGUGUAGUGCAGUGUCAAGUGUUCCUCAACGCGGUGGACAAUGUCCAUAACACAAAACAGCAAUAAAAUAGAGAAUGGGAUCGGCUCAUCGGGACACAAAGGCAGCUUGCGUGGCACGAAGCUGGCACGCCGAGCGAGAUCCUUCAAGGAUGACUUCCUGGAGAAGAUCUCCCAGAUUCGCACACCGACGAACACAAUGACGAGAACUUCCUCGCCGAGCAGUCCGCGGAACAAGUCGGCCAAGGGAUGCGUCGAGGAGGCGUCGAAGCCUGCCCAUGAUCUGAACUAUCAUGUGCGCCAGGUGAAGAACUCCCUGACACACUUCAAAGAUGUGAUAUCGAAGAGGAAGCUGGAGAUGCUGCCGGGCAAUGGGACGGUUGUGCUGGAGUCCAUUGCGAAUGUCCACACGGCCUUGCAGGCGUACGGGCUGAAUGAGCAGAGCAACGCCCUGAUCUCCGCCAAGACGCAGGUGUAUGCGUCUCUGGGGCGCCUCAUAAAGCUCUGUGACGAGGUGCUGCUGGCUGAGAACGAGCAGACGUGCGCUGCCAUUGAGCCUGACAAUGUCCAGGAGGUAAUGGAAUUGAUGGAGGCGGCGCUUGAGAAUCUAUUACAGGUAUCCAAUGCCAAAUUGACGGAACGGGUGAGUUCCUCCUCACAAUCUCCUGUCGUGCGGACGUCUUCAAACACACUGCAGCGUCCGAUGAUCGAUGUGGCCAGUCAGAGAACAUCCCUGCCGGAUAUUCCACUGACGCCGCGCGAGAGGGACAUUCUAGAGCAACAAUCGUCACGCAUAGUGCGCUCUUCGCACAGCACGGAGAGCAUCCUGAGAGACACAAGCCCACCGCCUAAGCCUCCGCUUCCCAGUCGACUCACCGAUCCCCCGCCAUUGCCGCCAAAGCCCAAACAGCGCGCCGGACUCGUGGAUUCAGACACGGCGUCGGAUCUCACGCUGCCCACGACCACAAAUGAGCGCAGCUCGUGGCGCUCAAAGUCCCCUGAGGACAAUUCUAGUCUCUUGAGUGCCAGUGCGGGUUCGCUGGAUUCGGCGCUCAACCAGAGUCGUGAGGAUGACAUUCUGGAGCCUCUGCUGGAGAUGGAUCAGAUGGCUCUGGCCACGAAUAGCGCCUCCUCGUCGUCCCCGUGUCGGGAGUUCGAGGACAGCUUGCCCAUGUUGUCCAUCACGGGUGCCGAUGACUUCGCGCCGCCGAUCGUGCGGCGUUCAGGGCAGUCGUACAUGGUGACGCGCAGCAGCAGGACACAAUCGGCGGAACAGGAGCUGAUUGGGGGCGAAUGUGUGUCUGAGAAGAUGUUCACACAGAAUGUGUUCAAUAAGUUCGAGCAGCAUAGUUUUAUGUGCAAGACAGACAGUGUGGACAGUGCCGGCAUGUCGGAGACACUGUCGUACGAUCAGGACGAUGAGCAGCCACCGGAGUUGCCGCAGAAGACCAGACGCAGCAUCCACGGCAGAUAUGAUCGCCACAAAUCAAUAUACGACAACAUGCCGGGCGGUGACAGUCAUCAAGGGGCCAAGCAUCAAUUCACAUCAACUACAAGUACAGCAGCCGUGUUCACAUCUCAGCACCAUCAGCACAGCACGGCAGCGUUUGCGGCCACAACUAUGAGGCAUCAGAGUGUUUUUGAGCCUCGCCAGUUGCAGAAGUUCCAUCAGCAGCAGUUGCAGCACGAAUCGGUCGCCGAGACGCAAGACGAGAAGCCGCCGCCUCUUCCCAUAAAGAAGAAGCACAUGUUUCAGAGUGUGGCGUAUUCAGUUAUGGCUUACAUGGAGAUAUUUGGAAAUUGCACUCAUGCCUCGCAGCAAAUAUGUGGGAAUGGAAUUCGAGGUGCCAAUCUUCAAGAACGUUCUGUCAGCAUGAUGCCAUCGAUAAAUCAUGUGAGCAUGCAAUCUCAAGCGCUGAGCGCUGGAAGCAAUCACUCGGUCACGGUGACAACGUCCUCAUCGGCGCUGCUGGUGCGGACGGAGGAAGAGGUGGAGAAACCGCCGGCGCUGCCGCCGAAGCAGUCGCGGCUGAGCAGCAAGACGUCCGUGAACAGUGACACCCCACCACAGAGUCCGCGGGUCGUGAGUGGCGCGCGAGUGCAGAAGCCGUCGGUCUCGACGCCGUCCGUGGUGUGUUCGGCUGGCGGUGGAAGUGGUGGUCCUCAGCUAUCGCCGGGCAGCAAGUCGCUGAAGACUCCGUCGCCACUAUCGCCACCGCUAUCGGCGACGCUCCAUCCACAUCUCAACUGUCCGGCGGGCGUGGAAGUGAAAGUGACCGAUCAGAAAGACGCGAGUGCUCAGCGAUUAUUCAAUUUCAAUGAGAGUCACAGCGAUAAGACACAAUCAGCUGAGGUGCUGAGCAAUUCGGCGCGCAACGAGGAGACAUCAGACGAGGAAGUGGUCCUGCGCAGGAAUCAGCACAAGAAGAAGGAGAGCAUGAGCUCAAACUCUAGUCUGCCGUUGGAUUUGAUCGAGGAGAUGAGCAUCGCGCAGUUUUUGGUGUUCAAGAAGGAGGGCGAGGACGGGCCAGAUGUCAAAGGUGGCCACUUGGAUGCCCUCAUCAUUCAUGCUACGAAAGUGGAGAAGAAUUUCGAGAAUGAUUCAGAUGAAGCUAAAGAGAAUGCCUACGGGGAGGCCUUUCUCACGACUUUCCGGACAUUUAUGACACCGCUGCAGCUCAUCGAGAAGCUAACACAUCGAUACAAUGUGUACAGUUGCCAAAUUGGUGAUCAGAAGCAGAGAGCGGCCAAAGAAUCCUUCGCGCUGCUGUUUCGUGUUGUUAAUGAUCUAACAAUACCUGACAUUGAGGAGUACUGUCUCAAUCUAUUGGUGGAUUUCGCCCAUCAAUUGAUCUGCAAUGGCAACUUGACAAUGGCAAAGUUGCUGCGAGUGAAAAUCUUGGAGAAAGUCAUGAUGUACAAGCAACACAAGUGGUCGCCGUACUAUUCGACACUUUCAUCAAGGGCCGUCACGACAAAUCCACCAACUCUCCUCGACUUGAAGUCCGUGGAGAUUGCCGAACAGAUGACGCUCCUCGAUUCGGAUCUGUUCAAGAAGAUUGAAAUUCCCGAAGUGCUGAUCUGGGCACAGGAGCAAUGUGAGGAGCGAUCGCCAAACUUGACACGCUUCACAGAGCAUUUCAAUAAGAUGUCGUACUGGGCGCGAUCGCAGAUUCUCAAGCAGGAGGAUGCCAAAGAGCGCGAACGCUAUGUGAUCAAGUUCAUCAAGAUCAUGAAGCAUUUGAGGAAGAUUAAGAAUUUCAAUUCCUACUUGGCUCUGUUGUCAGCUCUCGACUCAGCGCUUAUCAGAAGACUGGAGUGGCAGAAGACAAUUACGGAUAGUCUGAAGGACUACUGCGCUCUCAUUGAUCCCAGUUCCAGCUUUCGGGCCUACCGAUUGGCGCUGGCAGAGACUACGCCGCCCUGCAUUCCCUACAUAGGGCUUGUGCUGCAAGACUUGACAUUUGUACACAUUGGGAAUCAAGACUAUCUCAGUGAGGGCAUCAUUAACUUCUCGAAACGAUGGCAACAGUACAAUAUCGUUGUGAAUAUGAAGAGAUUCAAAAAGAGCUCGUAUCCGUUCAAGAAGAAGGAGCACAUCAUUGGCUUUUUCGACAACUUCGAGAACUACCUGGACGAGGACGCAAUGUGGCAGAUAUCAGAGAAUAUAAAACCUCGCGAGGGCAAGAGAACUUACAAGAGGUGAAUAUUUAAAUAAGGAUAAAUUAUAUACAUAUUUAUUGAGAGGGAUUAAUUUGUCUCUUGAAUUUGAGUAUAUUUUUAAAAAUGAUGAUAAAAUGCUACAAGAAUAAGUAAGAAAAAACAAAAAAACACAUGAAGAGAAAGAACUAUUUUUAUUACGUUAGUUUGUAUUGAUGAUGAUUGAAAAAAAAAGAAGAGGGGAUAAAUAAUUUAUUUACAUGAUGAAUUGGCAAGAAAAAUAUCACUGUAGCGAAAAUUAUUGUAUGUUAGAUGAUGAUGAAUUAGUGAAACGGUGAAAUUUGUUGGUAGUUUAUUGAAAGCCACUCCUUUUGUUGAAUAGGUGUAGAAUUGCACUUUUUUUGAUGCAGUUUUUCUUAGUGAUUGAAAUGAUGCGCAAUGGUGAGAAAGUGUAGAUGGGAAUUCAUAACAUUAUCGAUUUAGUCAAGAAAAAAACAUGCAAACUUAUUGAAAACUACGUAGGAAUUACUAAUUAUCACUAAAAAAAAGAAGAAGAUAUGAUUAGAUUGAGAUGAGAGGGUGAAAAAAGAAUCAUGCAAUGAAUGUAAUGCAACGAAUUAUUUACACAACACAGUGCAGAUUGAUGGACACACAAGAUAUAACUUAAACGUCUACUAAUCAAAUAGGAAACUUACUGAAUUAAUGUCUAGCGUGAGAGAGAAGAGAGUGGAUAAACACGUUGCAUUAAUUUGUUGACUAAACCUAUGAAAAUUUCAAUUAUUGAAUUUUAUCAAUAAUUCUCGUAUUGAUUUUUAUAAGUAUUUGUCUUUCUUCUGAACUUUGCUUAGCUUUUUUUCCUACUCUGGAGACUUAUAAUAUUUUAUUUUUUCGAUAUUUCUUCUGUGGGUGAAAAUACUCAUGAAAACAAAAAAAAGGGAGAAGAGAAAAUGUAUUUGAGACGGUAAAUUUUAUAUAGUAAAAAUACUCAGUCUCAGAAGAAUGCGUUGCGGAGAAAUUUGUGUAAUUUUCACCAAUAAGUACAAUUUCCUGAUUAAAAUCUUGUGGUUAAAUAAUGAAAGAAUAUUUGGUAUAAUGAAAAGUGAAUGAGAAGAUAACACAACACUGCUUAAUUUAAUGUGCAAUAUUUUAAAGAAGAUAUGAAAAAAGAUAUGUACUUUUAAGUGAAAUUUAUCUGUAGUGAGAAAACCAAACAAAAGUAUUCGUGGUAUUUAUCGUAACAACUAAAGAAAAAAAACUGAUUAUUAUGAUGAAAAACUGCAAGCAAGAAAACCCAUCAUGAAGAAAUACAGCAACACAGAAUGCAUUUUUUAGGGAGACAGAAAGAAAACCAAUAUAAAAUAGCAAUUGUUUUAGUUUUUUCAUGUGGCGAAGAAGGGAAAUAGAGAGAUGAAUAUGAAAAAUAUCGUCAAUGUUAAGCCAUAAUCAACAAGUGUAGGUAUUUUAAAGGUGUAAUGCGGGGCGGAGAGAAAGAGGAGGCAGAAGAGGAAAUAUUACUAUACACACAAGAGUACAUAAGGCAUAAAUUGUGAAGAUAAUCACUCUGCAGUCAAUGCAAUAGACUCUGAUUUAGGAUUAUUCACCAGGGAACUCAAUAUACUCAAGCUCAUUGAUGGAUAGCAAGAAAUAAUCUCACACAGUGAACAUGAACCAAGCAGUAACGCAGACUCUAGUAACGUAAUUGUAAAAGUGAAUAAAGUGUAAUUGGAUGUGUGUCUCAGA
Phlebotomus argentipes is the source of this 5494-nucleotide messenger RNA. RefSeq names its product guanine nucleotide-releasing factor 2 (gene C3G). Gene Ontology annotation, biological process: positive regulation of GTPase activity; Ras protein signal transduction. Gene Ontology annotation, cellular component: plasma membrane. Gene Ontology annotation, molecular function: guanyl-nucleotide exchange factor activity. NCBI's taxonomy places the organism in Eukaryota, Metazoa, Arthropoda, Insecta, Diptera, Psychodidae. The transcript has 14 exons. The coding region runs from base 138 to 3800 and encodes 1220 amino acids. The record is from RefSeq and is a predicted model, not a curated record.